Messenger RNA from Geodia barretti, 249 nucleotides. The record is from the annotation of a GenBank genome assembly. NCBI's taxonomy places the organism in Eukaryota, Metazoa, Porifera, Demospongiae, Tetractinellida, Geodiidae.
AUGCAUACCACCAAUCUACGCAAGGUCGGCGGCUCCGUCAUGCUCGCGGUGCCCCCGGCGCUGCUUGAUGUCCUGGAACUUCGGGCCGGCGCCAGGGUGGACAUCGGGAUCGAGGAAGGCCGCUUGAUCGUCGCGCCGAGAACGCGGCCUAGCUACACCCUCGACGAACUCCUCGCGCAGUGCGACGAGACCGCACCGGCCGACGACGGGGAUCGCGCUUGGCUUGAGGCCAGGCCGGUCGGCAACGAG